This is a messenger RNA of Biomphalaria glabrata, 2199 nucleotides long. RefSeq names its product phospholipid-transporting ATPase ABCA1-like. Gene Ontology annotation, molecular function: ABC-type transporter activity; ATP hydrolysis activity; ATP binding. The coding region runs from base 1 to 2199 and encodes 732 amino acids. Lineage: Eukaryota; Metazoa; Mollusca; Gastropoda; Planorbidae. The record is from RefSeq and is a predicted model, not a curated record. Gene Ontology annotation, biological process: lipid transport; transmembrane transport. The transcript is spliced from 12 exons. Gene Ontology annotation, cellular component: membrane; intracellular membrane-bounded organelle.
AUGUAUCUGAUGUUUCAGAAAUCUAAACUUUAUUUGCCUGAAGAGUUCUCCGUGUACAUACAAAGUCUUUCAAAGGAUUCAGACGGAGGAAGGUUUGAUCCGACAAGUCACAUCAAUAUGCCGUCUAUCAAACUGAGGAAUGUAAAAAAGUUGUACAAUAAUGAACUAGCUGUGGAUAUUAUCAAGUUAGAUGCUUUCCAAGAUGAAAUUACCGUUCUAUUCGGGACCAACGGAGCUGGCAAGUCCACCACUCUCAAGAUGAUCUAUGGCUCGGAGCCCCCCACUGAAGGCAGGGCCUACGUCAACGGUUACGAUGUGGUCAACAAUCCCAAGAGAGUAGCUGAGUGUAUAGGCAUGUGUCCUCAAGAGAGACUGUGGCUCAACAAGCUGACCUGUAGGGAGCACUUGCAUUUUUAUACCAUGCUUUUUAAAGUGGCGAAGCAGUCUGUGAUCCGGUAUGUGGACGCCUUUCUUAAAGACGUUGGCUUGGCAGAGGUCAGCGAUGUUUACACUCUCAAUCUGAGCCCAGGUCAGAGGAAGAGACUCUGUAUCGCCGUGGCAUUCAUUGGAAAUAAACGAGUGAUCUUAUUAGAUGACCCCUUUUCAGGUCUCGACCCCACCUCCAAGCGGGACAUUUGGAAAUUUCUGAAAUCUAAAAGGCUCUUUCGAACGAUUCUGGUAGCGACCCCGUCCACGGAGGAUGCACUAGCUGUGGGCGAUAACAUUAUAGUUAUGUCCCAAGGCGUGAUCAAAUAUCGUGGAAAACCGCAGGCACUGGACAAAACAUAUGGUUUUAGCUUCAUGAUGAACAUCUCUAUCAAGCCUGAAUGUAAUGUGAAGGAAGUAGUCCGUGUCCUACGUUCCCACGUUCCAAAAGCCAAAGUUUCUGAAGAAACUGAGAAAGAGUUGCAAUUUCUCUUGCCAGGUGAUAAAAUGAACCCGUUCCCAGCGCUUCUCCGGGAUCUGGAAGCCAGAAAAGAUCAGCUGGACAUUUCCAGCUACGAAAUUCUGACCACAUCCAUCAAGGACGUACUGCUCGGGGUUUGGCCUAUUAUGAAACAACAAACUCCUGCGGACAACAGAUCCGUAGCCACGAAGUCAUCGAGAGAACAGACGACAGCAGCGGAGAAAGAAGAGGAGUAUGGAGUGCACACGUCAUCGUCAAAGCACUACCACGACGAACUGGACCAAGAUAUGUUCAACCAGAUGAUUCUCUACGAGCGGCCAGGCUACUUCAAGCACCGCUUCAGGCAAAUGAAGGCCCUCUUUUCCAUGAGGUGCAUGGUGUUCCUUAGAAACAAGAACUCCACUGUCCUGAUCCUCUCCAUCCCAGUGGCCUACACACUUCUAGGGAUGCUGCUGGACUAUCAUUCCAAGCCAGUCCCCAAGGCUACUCCGGUGAUGCUAGGUCUUGAGGACCUCCCCGCUUCGCUAGUCUACCCGAUUAUCUUCCACAACUUGACCAUCUCUGGGAUUCUCCAAAAGUAUAUGAGCCUGCUGCAGGGGCGUGGUCGCGUGGUAGAAUACUAUGUAAAACUACAAGAUCUUUCCAAUACCUCUUUGUGGAAACCCUACCUUCUGCUGCAGAAAAAAUACCCCAUUGAGACACUUAUCGAGAGAGUCCGUUACACUCUAGCGCACAUAUUGAGUCGGGACGAUUCAGAGCACUUUGCUUUGUACAUCGGUUCAUUGAAUUGGAAGGACAAACCGAUAGCGCUUCAACUAUUCACCACGGCGUGGAUUCAGUGUGUGAUUGGUGAGGAGUUCUCUCUCCAGGGCGGCGUCCGCUAUCACAGUAGUUCCCUUCGAAGGUAUCCUCGAGAGGUCCACCCCUGGAGUAGCGGGACAGUCCUCUUCUCUGUCAUGUUCAUGGCCUUGGUGUCUCUCCCCUUCACCUACAGCCUCAUUGUUGAGAGAAAUGCCACCAAACGCCUUCAGAUCAUGAACGGGGUCAGCAUCUGGAUGUACUGGCUGGGUCAGUUCCUGUUUGACAUCACCUUCUAUGGCAUCAUGGUCAUCCCGCAUCUGGUGGCGCUCUUCUUCUUCUCCGAGCAGGAUUGGUGGAUGCUGAGCGUAGGCGUGAUGAGCCUCUACGGGCUGACCCUGUUCCCUUACUUGUACGCACUGCAGUUUUUCUUCCGACAGCCCGUCACAGGAGUUGGCGUAGUCUUGAUGGUCAAUGUAUUUAUUGGUGAGUAA